AUGAACCUGACAGAGUUUAACCAGUCUGAUCGCUGUGUGCAUUUCUCCUGUCCAGAGAGAUCUGUAUCUCCUGCAGUUUACAUCUUACUGUACGUGUGUUCAGCUGCUGUGGUUCUUCUAACAGUGUGUGGAAAUCUGCUCGUUAUCAUCUCUGUUUGUCACUUCAAGCAGCUUCACACACCGACCAACAUGCUCGUGCUCUCUCUGGCUGUGUCGGAUUUCCUCAUUGGCGCAUCAUUGAUGCCACCAAUGUUAAUCUGGUCGAUUGAGUCAUGCUGGUUUUUUCGGACAGGUUUCUGCAUUGGUUUUUGGUUGAUUGCUGGUUUCCUUACAAUCUUGUCCAUUUAUAAUAUCACUCUGAUUGCUGUGGAUCGGUAUUUGGCUCUUUCAAACCCGUUUCUCUACACAAACAAAAUCUCUGUGAGAACAACCCGCAUUGUGGUUUCCUCUAACUGGUGUAUGUGUAUGGUGUAUACUGUAGCAUGUUAUUAUUACAGUGGAACCUUUACCAGUUCUGUUAUGUGUCCUGGAGAGUGUGUUCUCAUUCUGAAUGAGGGUUGGACUGUAAUUGACCUUGUAAUGUUAUUUAUUUUUCCAUGUUCUGUCAUAAUCAUAUUGUAUACUCGAGUUUUUGUGAUUGCUAAGAAACACGCUACUGCUAUCAGAGAGCUUAAUAAUCACACACGGCCUAAAACACAGAAAAUCACCUCACACUCAAUGAAAUCUGAGAGAAAAGCAGCUAAAGUCCUUGGAAUUUUAGUGUCUGUGUUUUUGGCCUGUUUACUUCCAUAUUUUAUUUCCAGUUUGUUGGGUAAUAUUAUGGAACUACAGGUAGAAACAUUUCAGAAAGUUUUGAUUGUGCUUUAUCUUAAUUCCACUAUUAAUCCGGUUAUUUAUGCUCUCUGUUACACAUGGUUUAGGAGGUGCAUUAAAUUAAUUAUAACUCUGCAAAUAUUCCAGGCAGAAUCUGCAUUAAUCAGUGUUAUUUCAUAA
Pangasianodon hypophthalmus (striped catfish) is the source of this 993-nucleotide messenger RNA. Its product is annotated as trace amine-associated receptor 13c-like. NCBI's taxonomy places the organism in Eukaryota, Metazoa, Chordata, Actinopteri, Siluriformes, Pangasiidae. The record is from RefSeq and is a predicted model, not a curated record. Gene Ontology annotation, biological process: G protein-coupled receptor signaling pathway. The transcript has a single exon. Gene Ontology annotation, molecular function: trace-amine receptor activity. Bases 1 to 993 code for a protein of 330 amino acids. Gene Ontology annotation, cellular component: membrane.